CGAGCACGGGGGGCACGGGCACGGCGGCCGGAGGCGGCGGCCUGCUGCUGCGGGAAGGGGCCGAUGGCAGCGGCAGCAGCAGCAGCGCAGGAGGAGGCGGAUCAGAAGGAGGAGGCGGAUCAGAAGGAGGAGGCGGAGGCGGUGACUGUGUCGGCGACGGGGAUAGCGAAGCCGACGGCGACACUCUGGCCUUCCCCAUGCACACUCUAUGGUGGGUGAUGCCAAUCACAGCCAUGAAGAAAAAGGUACUGUUGAUGGGGAAGAGUGGGUCUGGCAAGACCAGCAUGAGAUCGAUCAUCUUUGCGAAUUAUAUUGCGCGAGAUACCCGCCGCCUUGGUGCCACAAUUGAUGUGGAACAUUCUCAUGUUCGAUUUCUAGGAAACCUGGUACUGAACCUCUGGGACUGUGGUGGCCAGGACACCUUCAUGGAGAACUACUUUACCAGCCAACGGGACAAUAUUUUCCGCAAUGUGGAGGUUCUGAUUUACGUGUUUGACGUGGAGAGCCGGGAGCUGGAGAAGGACAUGCAUUACUACCAGUCAUGCCUAGAGGCCAUCCUUCAGAACUCUCCUGAUGCCAAGAUCUUUUGCCUUGUGCACAAAAUGGAUCUUGUUCAGGAGGAUCAGCGGGACCUGAUUUUUAAGGAACGUGAGGAAGACCUGAGGCGGUUGUCCCGCCCUUUGGAAUGUGCUUGUUUUCGCACAUCUAUCUGGGAUGAAACACUCUAUAAGGCCUGGUCCAGUAUCGUCUAUCAGCUCAUCCCCAACGUUCAGCAGCUGGAAAUGAACCUGAGAAAUUUCGCUCAGAUCAUUGAAGCGGAUGAGGUGCUUCUCUUUGAACGAGCUACUUUUCUGGUAAUCUCCCAUUACCAGUGUAAAGAACAACGUGAUGUCCACAGGUUUGAGAAGAUCAGCAACAUUAUCAAGCAGUUCAAGCUGAGCUGCAGUAAGCUGGCAGCCUCCUUCCAGAGCAUGGAAGUCCGGAACUCUAACUUUGCUGCUUUCAUUGAUAUCUUUACUUCUAACACCUACGUGAUGGUUGUCAUGUCUGAUCCAUCGAUACCUUCUGCAGCCACCCUGAUCAAUAUCCGCAAUGCCAGGAAACAUUUCGAGAAGUUGGAGCGAGUGGAUGGACCAAAGCACAGCCUUCUCAUGCGCUAAAUGUGGUCAUGUGACACUUGGGGAAACGUCGAGAACUCCAUUGUGUUCUUGGUUUGGUCUUGAGUUUUGACAAUUUAGUAUUGCCAUUAUGUAUUCAGGCUUUGAGAUGAAUGCUGCUUGUCACCUCUAUAUUUUUACCCUGUGCUCCCCCCUCUUCAAAGAAAACACACACAUACAUACCCCCCCACCCUGUACACAUACAUGCAUAUAUCUACAGACACUUGUCCAGACCUAUAACACAGUCCCACACAGAUGCACUUUCACAUAUGGAAGGAUACCCAGCAGAGUAUGAAGAUCUUCGUGUAAAAAGAGGGGCUCUUAGGGCACAAGGAAAGGGGACUUGCACAUCAUAUAUUAACAUAGUUCUACUAGUUAUGCAUGCCAAGCCUUUACUUUGGAAUAUACUGCCUCUGAUUAUGAAUGACAUGGAUGGAAUUCUGCUCUUUUAUCAGCAAGAUGCUACAAAGCAUUUCGAAAUCCCUCCUUGUUCUCAAUUAUAAAACAAAAUGUUACUCCUUAGGGAUCCUUAGUUCCCUGCAGCUUGUAAGUGUUUAUCUUUUCAUUAUAUUGUUUGUGUCCUUUUUGCCAUUGGCAAAAACCUACGGGUCUUCAGGAGUUGAUCCCCAAUUUAUUCCUGGAGAAUUCCUGUAUUACCCAUCCAAUGGCAAAUGUGUAUCAGUCUUAUGUUAUCUGUAUUAAUCUUCAGACAAAAUAAAGUACUUAUGGCAAAGAAA
Dromiciops gliroides (monito del monte) is the source of this 1894-nucleotide messenger RNA. Its product is annotated as ras-related GTP-binding protein A. Gene Ontology annotation, biological process: cellular response to amino acid stimulus; cellular response to starvation; positive regulation of TOR signaling. The record is from RefSeq and is a predicted model, not a curated record. The transcript is spliced from 10 exons. NCBI's taxonomy places the organism in Eukaryota, Metazoa, Chordata, Mammalia, Microbiotheria, Microbiotheriidae. Gene Ontology annotation, molecular function: GTPase activity; GTP binding. Gene Ontology annotation, cellular component: lysosome; nucleus; Gtr1-Gtr2 GTPase complex. The coding region runs from base 198 to 1160 and encodes 320 amino acids.